This is a messenger RNA of Durio zibethinus, 1259 nucleotides long. Its product is annotated as E3 ubiquitin-protein ligase. NCBI's taxonomy places the organism in Eukaryota, Viridiplantae, Streptophyta, Magnoliopsida, Malvales, Malvaceae. Gene Ontology annotation, cellular component: intracellular membrane-bounded organelle. The record is from RefSeq and is a predicted model, not a curated record.
CGUUGUUGUGGCGUAGUUUUCCUAUUAAUUAUAUGAUAAUAAUAUAAAAUUAAUCAGCUCUACCACGUCAAAGAUAAUAAAUAUAUAAGAUUGAUUCCUCGCCCUCUUUUCUACUCAUCUUUCUCUAUCAGAGGCAGACCGCAAAUUUUGCAAAGAAUCACAGAAAUUUGUCUGUUUGUUUGUUUGUUUCAAUGGCAGUGACGCUUUGGUUGAAAGAAAAGAUCGUGGAUCCUCUCCUCCAAAUCCUCCGCAAGGGAGCAGAACCCAAGCAAUUGGCCUUCUCCGCUGCUUUGGGAUUUACUUUGGGAAUAUUCCCAAUAUGUGGGGUUACAGUGUUGCUGUGUGGAAUGGCAAUAGCGUUGUUGGGAUCCCUCUCCCAUUCUCCAACUGUCAUGCUUGCUAACUUCAUUGCUACUCCUAUUGAGUUGAGUCUGGUGGUGCCCUUCCUGCGCUUUGGUGAGGCGCUGUCUGGUGGAACUCAUUUUCCAUUAACUUCAGAUGCUUUGAAGAAAGUUUUGACGGGCCAAGCUUCGCGAGAUCUCCUCCUUAGCAUUGCCCAUGCUCUGUUGGGGUGGCUUGUUGCGGCACCCAUUAUUUUGGCCACGCUCUACAUACUAUUUUUGCCGAUUUUCAAGGUUCUAGUCCCCAAGUUCAGCAGUGUUCAUUUGAGCCCUAAGAAACAACUUCAUUCACAUUCAGAAGUUAGGCUUAAGGUGAGGGAUGUUUGAUUAAUGUUGUAAUUUGUAUAUUUCUUAUACGGAGCACAUUGACUGGCAACUAACAUAAUAAUACCUGUUGUAUAUAAGUUUUUCUAAGCUUAAUUCAUUUAUAAAGAUUGUGCUUUAUGAGCUUUAUUGUGUUGAGUAUUGUAGCUGAGAUUGCAUCAGGAUAAGAAUAUGAAAAUAGGAAAACUAGGUUGACCAUAAAUGUUGGAACUGGAAACCCUCCUAUUAUGUGCAUUAUUGAGUGUCUUAUUAUAUAUAUAUAUAUACACACACACACAUAUGCUCUUGCCUUUACUCCAUUCCAGUGACUGAAAAUUGAGGGGGUGCUAGUAUUUUCAAAGCAGAAUGGGUUAUCCAGGUGGGCAGAAGGCCUGAUUUGGCUUAGCAGUUGGGUUAGGGUCCCUGCCUUUCCCAACAUUUAGUUACUUUUAAGUUAAAAAAUGCUGAUGAUUAUUUCCAGAAUGUAUUCUUUGUGGCUGAACUCUCUCUCAAAGUAGAAAAGAAAAAUGGCAUGGGAGUCCUUCAGGAAACGAU